GCAGUGAAUUUGCCGCAUUCAUGGGCGGGAAUGACGCGCCACCACCAUUUGAAGACGACAAUGAAAACCUCAUGAUUGAUGAAACACAAGCAUCUUUGCUUAUAUAUGGUCCUUACCAUCACGUUCACAAUACCCCCCAUAUUGGUCCUACUUCUACUUCUACUCGGCUACUCCUACUACAACUCUUCCCAAACCCAAUUUUCAACACACAAAUAUUGGUAGCAACCAAUCAAAUAUUCUAUGUCCUUUUUUGCUUCGCCAAUCCCCAAAUAUUUCCCUGACAUGCUUCGCAUAUUUACAGGUGAAGUCCCAGAAGGGGGAUUGUGAGAUGCCUAGUUGUUGAAUUUCGAGAUGGAUAGGCGGAGUCAGCUGUGGCAAAGGAAAUCAUCAGAGAAGAGUUCUGGUGAGACUGAGAGUUCGGGAUCAAUAUCUUCUCAUUCUGAGAGAUUUUCUGAUGAUCAGGCAUUCUCAACUCAUAGCAUCCAGUCGCCAGAAGUCACUUCUAAAGCUCUACACAGUAAUGAAGAACUUAAUGACAGUUUCGAGACUUUGAGGGAGAAAUUAUCAGCUACUCUUCUUAGCAGUAAUGCCAAAGAUGAAUUGGUAAAGCAGCAUGCUAAAGUUGCAGAAGAAGCUGUCUCAGGCUGGGAGAAGGCUGAAAAUGAAGUGUUGGGCUUAAAACAUCAACUUGAGGCUGCAAAUCAGAAAAACUCAGCUCUUAAAGACCGAGUUGGUCAUCUUGAUGGAGCACUGAAAGAAUGCGUGAGGCAGCUUCGACAGGCAAGAGAAGAGCAUGACCGGAAUACUAAUGAGGUUAUUGCCAAGAGAACUCGUGAAUGGGAUAGUUCAAAGUCCAUACUUGAGAGUCAGGUUGCUGAUCUACAAGCACAACUUCAAGCUGCUAAAACUGAAGCUGCUGCCUCUAUUGAUUUGGAUCUCCAGUUAAAGCUUGAUGCUACUGUAAAGGAGAACUAUGCUCUUAAGCGUAGUCUUCGUUCUCAAAUCAAGGAGCUUGAAAUCACAACUAUAGAGAGGGAUUUGAGCACCCAAGCUGCUGAAGUAGCGAGUAAGCAACAUUUAGAGAGCAUAAAAAAGGUUUCCAAGCUCGAAGCUGAGUGCCGUAGGCUAAACGCCUUGGCUCGUAAAGCAUUAUCAAAUAACGGUCACAAAUCCUUUUCUAUGUCCUCAGUUUAUGCAGAAUCUAUUACAGAUAGCCAAUCAAAUAAUGGGGAGAUGGUACUGGCAAUUGAAUUGGAUACACACAAAGUGAGCAACUUGGAGCCAAGUGAAUGUGAUUCAAGCCAGUCAGAUUCACGGUCAUCUGCUCAUAUAAAAAAUCCUGAUAAAUUUAAGAACAAAAAGAGUGUUGAAAAGGAUCUGAUGGUAGAAAUCAAUCUCAUGGAUGAUUUUCUUGAAAUGGAAAAGUUUGCUGCAUCACCAGUUGCACAAAAUGAGAACUCUUACCUUAAGGCAGGACGCGGAUCAAAUCAGCAUACUGCUGAAAAAAAACUUCUAGAAGCUGAACUUGAAACCAUGAUUCGAAGGAUCGCAGAAUUGGAGGCAAAGUUAGAGAAGAUGGUGACAGAAAAACUGGAUCUUGAGAAGACUCUUACUGAAUGCCAAAAAGAGAUUCAGACACUAAAAGGUCAGCUACUGGAGGCUGAUUUGAAGUUGGAAGACCUUCAGACACAGUUGGAUAAUGCAAAUGGCUUGAAGUGUGCUGCAGAUGAAGAAGUAAAGGUCUGUCAAACUAUGAGAGAAGUGGCUGAGGCACAACUAAGAUCUGUUCAAAGUGAACUUAACUGCUUGAUUUUAAAAGUUGGUGCACUAGAAGAAGAUGUUUCAAAGGAGCAAGCUUUAUCAGCUGAAAAUGUGGCCAAAUGCCAGAAAGUUGAGAAUGAGCUACUGAUAAUGAAACAUGAAGCUGAGCUCCAGCGUGUGGCUAGUACUAGUGGUGAUUUGAAGAUGCAGCAGGAGAAAGAGCUGGCAUUGGCUGCAAGUAAAUUUGCAGAGUGCCAGAAAACAAUUGCAUCUCUUGGACAACAGUUGAAAUCACUUGCAACAUUGGAGGACUUCCUGAUGGACUCAGAUAGGCCAUCGGACGUCAUUGAUGAAGCUAUGCAUUUGUGUCCUGAAAUAAUCCAAGGAUGGUAAAAGUCUCAAAAGCAGCAGCGGGCUGGUCAGAUGCUUCAACAAUUGUUUGUGACAGAUCGGCAUUCUUUAUCACUAGCCCCUCACCAUUACCUUCGAAGUUAAAAAAUUGGAAACCACUCGGGCAGAGGUAAGAAUGCAACUGAAGAAAUUUAUAAUAAAAAAGAAAUAAGGUUGUUAUUGCAGACUGAACCGGUCUGGUUUGUGCUGAUAUCUUCGCCUGUUGAUUCAAUACCCAUGAUUCCCAUGAAUCCACAGAUUGUAUUUGCAUACAAGGUACUUCUUGGGGACCAGCAAUUUUAUUUUUACCUUUCCAUUUAAGGGUAGGAGUAAUGUAAAUAGGGAGAGCAUUAAAGAGGUAUAGAUGGUAUAGUGUAGUCAUACAUAACAUUUAAGAAAUGUGGUUUACAGAGUCCCACAAUUCAGGUAAUUGAACCUAAUAUUGCUUUUGAAUGAACCAGAAUGAAAAAGACCUUUUGAUGUGUC
This is a messenger RNA of Fragaria vesca subsp. vesca, 2637 nucleotides long. Its product is annotated as filament-like plant protein-like. NCBI's taxonomy places the organism in Eukaryota, Viridiplantae, Streptophyta, Magnoliopsida, Rosales, Rosaceae. Bases 352 to 2154 code for a protein of 600 amino acids. The record is from RefSeq and is a predicted model, not a curated record. The transcript is spliced from 5 exons.